AUGGCGGUGCAAUCCAAGUUGCUCCCUCCAGGGCGCACUGUCAAACAACUAAUCUCGAACCUGACGUCUUUGUACCUCAAAAACAGAACCAAAGUCUCGCGAACCGUCUAUAUCACGCUAGUAGUGGCUCUCAUACAUCGAAUACACAAUGCCAUUUCGGAGCAAAAGGCCGCCGCGGCCAGAAGACAGGACGACUUACGGGUGGCACGUACGCGGCAGAGCGACGAAGCAGCCCAGGAGUCGGAACCUGAAAAGAACAAAAAAACAAAGAGGGUAGAAAUCAACAGAGAGUUUCUGCGCAAUCUGUUCAGGCUUCUCAAGAUUGUCAUCCCGGGCUGGCGGAGCAAAGAGUUGCGCCUGAUUGUCAGUCACAGCGUGUUCCUGGUUCUGCGCACUCUGCUCUCGGUCUACGUGGCAGAAUUGGACGGCAAGGUUGUGUCGGCGUUGGUCAAAGGCCGCGGACGAGACUUUAUCUUGGGGCUGGUAUGGUGGAUGCUGGUGGCGAUUCCGGCGACCUUCACGAACUCGAUGCUGCAGUACCACCAGACGCGACUGGCGCUGACGUACCGGACACGCCUCGUGAACCACGUGCAUGAAAAGUACCUCGACAACGAAAACAUGACCUUCUAUGCCCUGUCAGCGCUGGACGACCGGAUCAAGAACGCCGACCAACUCGUGACCGUCGACAUUGCCCGCUUCAGCAACUCGCUGGCAGAGCUGUACUCGAAUCUUGCCAAGCCGAUCCUAGACAUGGUCAUCUACAACUAUUCUCUCUCCAAGUCUGUUGGCGGCGAGGGCUUGUUUGCCAUGGCGUUACUGGUGCAGCUGUCGGCCAAUGUGAUGCGGGCCCUGACGCCGCCGUUUGGACGAUAUGUCGCGGACGAGGCGCGGCUGGAGGGAGAGUUUCGUUUUCAGCAUACGCGCCUCAUCGAUUACAGCGAAGAAAUCGCCCUGUACGCGGGGCACGAGGCGGAAAAGGACGCACUGGAUAAAGGGUACUUCACGCUGAUCAAGCACGUCAACCGCAUCUUGCGGAGACGCUUCUACCAUGGCUUCAUGGAGGACUUUGUCAUCAAGUACUUCUGGGGAGCGCUUGGGUUGAUUCUGUGUUCGCUGCCCGUCUUCUUCAAGAUCCCCGGUCAGACGCUCCAGGCCGCGGGUGAUCACACAGAGAGCUUUGUCAAAAAUCGAAGGAUGCUACUGAGUAGCUCGGACGCGUUCGGGCGGAUCAUGUUUUCGUACAAGGAGAUCACCGAGUUGGCGGGGUAUACGUCUCGCGUCGCCGGGUUGCUGGAGGUCAUGGACGAGGUGCGCGCGGGCAGGUUCGAGAAGAACUUGGUCAGCUCGGCGAGCAUCGAGGAGAAUGCGGCGGUGCUACAGGGCAGAGGAAGCAUCGAGGAAAGCACAAACAUCGAGUUCAAGGACGUCCCCAUUGUCAGUCCCAACGGUGACGUCCUGGUGAAGAAGUUGACAUUUGCCAUCAAGCCCGGAGACCACUUGCUCAUCGUCGGGCCCAACGGCUGUGGCAAGUCCAGCCUGUUCAGAAUCCUCGGUGGUCUCUGGCCCGUGUACGGUGGGAGUGUGAAGAAGCCCAGCUUCGAGGAUAUCUUCUACAUCCCCCAGCGGCCGUACCUGAGCCGGGGCACGCUGCGGGACCAGAUCAUCUAUCCGGACACAUUGUACGAGUUCCGUGCGAAGAACGGGUCCGAGGAUGCCCUGAGGGAGAUUCUCGUCGUUCUAGAAAUUGAGUCGAUCCUCAACCGGCCCAAUGGCUGGGACGCGGUGGAGGAAUGGCGAGACGUGUUUUCUGGUGGCCUUCAGCAGCGCAUCGCUAUGGCCAGGCUCUUUUACCACAAGCCCAAAUACGCCAUCUUGGACGAAUGCACCAGCUCGGUGACUCUGGAGAUGGAGAGGAAAAUGUACGAGACUGCAAAGGGGCUCGGAACGACGCUCAUGACGGUGAGCCAUCGACGCAGUUUAUGGAAGUAUCAUAGCGUGAUUCUCCAGUUUGAUGGACAGGGAGGAUACGUCUUUAGCAAGCUCGAUGCCGAGAGGAGGAUCAAAUUGGAAGAUGAGAAGGAGGAGUUAGAUGCUCUUCUUCGCGGUGUCGAAGGCUGGAAAGCAAGGUUGGCUGAGUUGGAGGGAUGA
This is a messenger RNA of Exophiala spinifera, 2148 nucleotides long. RefSeq lists its product as uncharacterized. The coding region runs from base 1 to 2148 and encodes 715 amino acids. Gene Ontology annotation, biological process: very long-chain fatty acid catabolic process; long-chain fatty acid import into peroxisome; fatty acid beta-oxidation. The transcript has a single exon. Gene Ontology annotation, molecular function: ABC-type transporter activity; long-chain fatty acid transmembrane transporter activity; ATP hydrolysis activity. NCBI's taxonomy places the organism in Eukaryota, Fungi, Ascomycota, Eurotiomycetes, Chaetothyriales, Herpotrichiellaceae. Gene Ontology annotation, cellular component: peroxisomal membrane. The record is from RefSeq and is a predicted model, not a curated record.